AUGCCAGCGGCGGCGGCGAGCCUGCUGGCGACGGGGUUGACAGAACCUCAGGAUGUGCUGCAGCAUUGCCUGGCACUCUUUAGAAAGGCAGAUUUGGCAGGGCUGCAGCAGUACCUGCCUGGCAGCUACAGCGCAGCGGUGGAUGCCGCAAACAGCAGCAGCAGCAGCAGCAGCAGCGGAAGCAGCCCCGGCUUGGCGUCCGUUCCUGUCGGCCCGUGGCUGCAGGUGGUGGAGCAGGGACCACUGGCACCGCUGGUGGGGCUGCUGGAUGUUGGGUCACGGCGUGUGCUGCCUGGCCACCUGCUGCGCCGCAGCCAAGUGUUGAGCACCCUGCGCCCCAGCCCCGAUACUUUCCAGCAGCGCGUGGCGCUGACUGCCUGCGCGGGAGAGACCUCGGUUUUUGACUGGCUGCUGCAAUGGCGCCCGGAAGUCAGCAAGUCUGCCAAAGCGGGAGGCAGCAGCUCGGGCAGCAGCGAUGCAGCAGCAGCAGCGGCAGGCAGCGGCGGCGGCAGAUGGGUGUUGGUGUCGGUGCGGCGGGAUGCCAGCACAGAUGUGCCACUGCCCACCACGCCACACCCGCAGGCGGCGCCAGAGGCGGUUGUCAAGGCGCAGCUGGCGGCGCUGCAGGAGGGCGACGUGUUUGGGGCCAGCUGCUAUAACAUGUGGCACCGCAAGGGGCUCACCAGCCGCAAGACUAGCCUGGGGUUCCAUCAUGACGCGCUGCGCGCCAAGCUGCAGCAGCAGCCGUACAGCCUGCUGGUGGGGCACGCUGGCGUGCAGCUGGGCGGCGCGGCGCUGCCCACACAGCGCGAGCAGCUGCAGCACGUGUCAGUGCUGGCGCCAGACGGCACCAGCGCGCAGUUUGUGUGGCGGCUAGGCAUGUCCACCCACGGCUGCUGGAUGGCCUCUGGCAUCUUUUCCGCAGAGGAGCUGGCCGGCGGCCCGCAGCAGGAGCGGCAGCAGUGA
This is a messenger RNA of Chlorella variabilis, 966 nucleotides long. Its product is annotated as expressed protein. The transcript is spliced from 4 exons. NCBI's taxonomy places the organism in Eukaryota, Viridiplantae, Chlorophyta, Trebouxiophyceae, Chlorellales, Chlorellaceae. The record is from RefSeq and is a predicted model, not a curated record. Bases 1 to 966 code for a protein of 321 amino acids.